AUGGAAAUCGUACUCAAGAUUAUUCCAAGGGAUCCAAAAAGUGGAGAUAAGAAGCAAGAAGAACCAAAGGAAGAUAUCAUUUUGAAGGUUUACAUGCACUGUGAAGGAUGUGCAAACAAGGUUUUGAAAAGCCUGAGAGGUUUUGAUGGGGUUGAAGAAGUUGAGACGGAUCGAAAGAAUCAUAAAGUGAUAGUAAAGGGAGAAAAGGCUGAUCCAUUGAAGGUUUUGGAGAGGGUUAAGAAGAAAUAUGGGAAAAAUGUAGAGCUUCUCUCUCCCAUUCCCAAAGCCAAAGAGCCUCAAGAGAAUAAGAAAGAAGAGAAAGAAAAGCCUAGAGUGAUGAUUGUGGUGCUCAAGGUGUAUAUGCAUUGUGAGAAUUGUGCGGUAGAAAUCAAGAAAACUAUAUUGAAAAUGAAAGGAGUUCGAACAGUGGAGCCAGAUACAAAAAACUCGACUGUGACAGUGAAAGGAGUGUUUGAUCCACCAAAGCUGGUUGAUCAUCUCCAUAAUCGAGCAGGAAAACAUGCAGUAAUCUUAAAGCAAGAUGAAGAGAAGAAGCAGAAGAAACAAAAGGUGAAGGAGAUGAGGGAGACCGACAAGAAAAGUGACAUAAAAGAGGGAAUCGAAGAGCAGUGGGGAAAUGAAAUUGAUUCCAACUUUUUCUAUUAUAAUUCUCAAUAUCCUUAUCAACAUUUAUACCCUUAUCAAUUUUUGAGUGAGGAAAAUACUAAUGCUUGUUCGAUAUUGUGA
This is a messenger RNA of Vitis riparia (riverbank grape), 747 nucleotides long. RefSeq names its product heavy metal-associated isoprenylated plant protein 7-like. Gene Ontology annotation, molecular function: metal ion binding. Lineage: Eukaryota; Viridiplantae; Streptophyta; Magnoliopsida; Vitales; Vitaceae. The transcript has 5 exons. The record is from RefSeq and is a predicted model, not a curated record. The coding region runs from base 1 to 747 and encodes 248 amino acids.